This is a messenger RNA of Erythranthe guttata (spotted monkey flower), 1579 nucleotides long. RefSeq names its product midasin-like protein. The record is from RefSeq and is a predicted model, not a curated record. Lineage: Eukaryota; Viridiplantae; Streptophyta; Magnoliopsida; Lamiales; Phrymaceae.
UUCUCCUUCAAACGUAUAAAAUACCAAGUUCAGUGAAAAAAAGGAAAUCAAAUCAAAUCCAUGGAAGACAGUUUCAGGGUGCGCGUGGAUAAGACGUUCGGGACUUUGGGCGGAACUACGGCGUCGUCCGCCGGCGUAAGCCCUUCCCUGUGGUCCCUCACCGACGAAGAAAUCGAAAGGCGGGAGUGGAUUCUCAACAACAAGGAAGAUGCUGAGGGCGGCGAAUCUGGGCCGUCCGAUCGGCUAAUUCAGCUGGAUUCGGAUCUCAUCAACGAUUUGAGCGACUGCGAAGAAGACGAGCAGGAGGAGGCGGCGGAGGAAGAAGAAGAGGAGGACGAUGCAAUUGCUCCGAACAGUGUUGCUAGUGCUGAAACUGCUGUUGAUGAAUAUCUGGAUGUGAGAUCCAAUAUCGGCCGCGACUGCACCCUUGACUAUGAAGAAGAGGAAGAUCAAUAUGACAAAGUGGCGGUUGGCAAAGAACAAGCAGGUGACCGCCUAUAUAUGAGAGACGUGAAAUCCGCUGAUUAUGGAAUUUACGAAAAUGACUACGAGGAGCUUCCCAACACAUUACAGACUGUUUUCAAAGACCCUCGUGCGAAUCACUCCGCAGCUAAAAUCAGGCUGAAAGAAGAUGCAGAGACUGCUGGCAAUUUCGAUACUCUACAACUCACCGAUAAUUCAGAAGCCAUGAAUGUUGUAAAGCCCGAAGAAGAUAUCAAAAGGGGAGAAACAACAGAUGGCGGUGAUAAUCCUAAGCCGAUUCUGAAAAAGAGAGAGAAUCUGAUAGACUCCAAGUCACAGAAACGUGUCAGAUUUAUCGUGGACCCCACAAACAGUGUUGAGGCUGGAGGUAGUAAUUUGGAAGUUCCAAAACAGGCACCUGAUCUUUCGUCACUACCUAGUGCUCCGAAGUAUCUUCCUAGUGUUCCCGAUUAUCUUUUGAACCCUUCGAAAUACACGCGCUAUACAUUCGAUCCAUCGGACGAUAUGGAUGACCGGUCGAAUCAAACAGCAUUCAUGGAGUUGUUCUUCAAUCGCUCGAGUAAAGCCGCAGACACUGGUCCAUCAAUGGAUGAAACCUCUGUUGAGAUUCCGAAAUCGAUAGUGUUCACACCGAGAAGGAAACAAAGAGACGAUUCGAUGGAGCAUGACUUAGGAGAAGGAGACAAUACUAAUCUUAAAAGGAACAAGGGCUUAUCUGUUGUGAUAGCAGCUGCAGAGGACAUUGGAGAGAGUGAAGUGUCUGCUAUGGAAGAAGACGAGAGAUGUGAAGGAAGCAGUGGCUCUCAGAAGGCGGGUCGUAAAUAUCGGGCGAGGACCACCAUUGUUGAUGCUGAAGACACCUUGAAUUGAUUUUUAUAGUUUUUUUCAGGUAUGUGUUAGCAGUUAGUACCGUCUCUCUCCUUUCGUGGAUGUAGUAAUUGUGGGUGAUUGUCAACUUCAGUUAUUGAUGUUUAAGUUGAUUUGCUUAGAGGACUGUCUUUAAGUUAACUAACUCUACAUGCAAUGAGAUAUUACGACGAUAUGUUGAGAUGACCGAUGCUACUGCUGCUAUUUCACCCCUCUCUUUUUUUUUGGU